CGUACAGUAAUACUGCCAAACAUUACACACUGUAGUCAACACACUGUACGGUAUAAUACGUGGCCUUUCAUUGCAUUCAAUGCACCGAUAAUUGAAUUGAAAUCACUAUUAGUUUGUCAUUGGAUUCAAUUGAAUGCAUAUUUAGUGCCCCGAUAUGUAUCCAAACGUAUUGAAUGGUGUCUUAUUAUGGACUUUAAUGGCAAUGGUAUGCAUCCGGAGUUCUUUUGCACUCUAUUUCCACAUCUCGGAGACUGAGAGGAAAUGUUUUAUCGAAGAAGUGCCGGACGAGACACUAGUAGUGGGCAACUACAAGUGCCAACUCUUUGAUCCGAACACCGGGGGGUUUAUGCCAUCGUCUCCGGGCAUUGGAAUGCAUGUGGAGAUCAGAGACCCGGAGGACAAGAUAAUCCUGUCGAAGGUGUACUCACAUGAGGGGCGCUUCUCAUUCACAUCGCACACACCGGGAGAGCACGUGAUCUGUCUUUACUCCAACUCUUCGCGUUGGUUCAGCGGCGGUCAACUCAGAGUCCAUUUGGAUAUACAGGUCGGCGAACACGCCAUCGAUUACCAGAAUAUCGCUCAAAAGGAGAAGUUAAGUGAAUUGCAGUUAAGGGUUAGACAACUGCUGGAUCAGGUCGAACAGAUCACUAAAGAACAGAACUAUCAAAGGUAUCGCGAAGAGCGGUUCCGUCAGACCAGUGAAAGCACAAACUCUCGUGUCUUGUGGUGGUCUUUGGGUCAGACCAUUAUCUUACUAUCGAUGGGCUUCUGGCAAAUGAGACAUUUGAAAGGCUUUUUCGAGGCCAAGAAGUUGGUGUAAAUUAUUAGAUCUUGUAAUUAAUGAUUAGUGAGUUUUGUAAUUAAUUUUGUUUUCAGUCCUUAAUAUAUAUAUGAAAUUAAUUUUGAGUUUUUGGUCAAAUUUUCAUUAAAACCACGAAAACAUUUGAUUUACUUUUAAGUAAUUAAUUCAUACAUAAAUAAAAAAGUUUUUACAAUAAAUA
Molecule: messenger RNA, 1001 nt
Organism: Oppiella nova
Lineage: Eukaryota; Metazoa; Arthropoda; Arachnida; Sarcoptiformes; Oppiidae
Source: the annotation of a GenBank genome assembly